UAGGCCAAUAAUUCAUUGUUCACGGUAAAGAUUACUUAGAUAUUUUGUGGUGACAAAUCCGUCCUCUCGGUGUCCAACGUUGUUUUGGUUUCUGAAAGUGCGAUUUUGAUGAGAUUAUUGCAAAAGUAAUACAAAACGCCUAAAUGUAAUGUGCAUGUGUUGAUGCGGGCGAGAUUGGAAAUGAGUACUAAGAUCAUCAAGGCGAGCGCCGCUGAGCCCGAUGUCUUCGAGACAUCGAUCUCACAGGCCCUGGUUGAGUUGGAGACCAACUCUGACCUGAAGGCGCAACUGAGGGAGCUGUACAUUACUAAAGCUAAGGAAAUCGAACUUCACAACAAGAAGUCAAUCAUCAUUUACGUGCCCAUGCCCAAGCUGAAGGCAUUCCAGAAGAUCCAGAUCAGGCUGGUCCGUGAAUUGGAAAAGAAAUUCAGCGGCAAACACGUAGUGUUCAUCGGAGACCGCAAGAUUCUGCCCAAACCCAGCCACAAGACCCGCGUAGCCAACAAACAGAAGAGGCCCAGAUCUAGGACACUGACGUCAGUAUACGACGCCAUCUUGGAGGACCUCGUGUUCCCCGCAGAGAUUGUUGGCAAGCGCAUCCGGAUCAAGCUGGAUGGCUCCCAGCUCAUCAAGGUCCACCUUGACAAGAACCAGCAGACCACUAUUGAACAUAAGGUGGACACCUUCCAAUCGGUAUACAAGAAGCUGACGGGGCGCGAAGUUACCUUUGAAUUCCCCGAACCCUACUUGUAAACUUAGGAAUAUGACUUUACAAUAAACACCAUAAAAAAAAUGAU
This is a messenger RNA of Spodoptera exigua (beet armyworm), 797 nucleotides long. The record is from the annotation of a GenBank genome assembly. Lineage: Eukaryota; Metazoa; Arthropoda; Insecta; Lepidoptera; Noctuidae.